Molecule: messenger RNA, 13831 nt
Organism: Gorilla gorilla gorilla (western lowland gorilla)
Lineage: Eukaryota; Metazoa; Chordata; Mammalia; Primates; Hominidae
Gene: SNUPN
Product: snurportin 1
Exons: 9
Coding region: 438-1520 (360 amino acids)
Biological process (GO): snRNA import into nucleus; protein import into nucleus
Cellular component (GO): nucleus; cytoplasm
Molecular function (GO): nuclear import signal receptor activity; protein binding
Source: RefSeq, a predicted model, not a curated record
CUGGGGCUAAGGUCCGAACACUUGGAGGCAGCACCAUCCAAGGAGUGGGUUGAAACAGCAGGAGCCCGGCCGGGCGCAGUGGCUCACGCCUGUAAUCCCAGCACUUUGGGAGGCCGAGGUGGGCGGAUCACCUGAGGUCAGGAGUUUGAGACCAGCCUGACCAACAUGGUGAAACCCCAUCUCUACUAAAAAUACAAAAAAAAUUAGCCGGGCGUUGUGGCGCGUGCCUGUAAUCCCAGCCACUCGGGAGGCUGAGGCAGGAGAAUCGCUUGAAUCCGGGAGAUGGAGGUUGCAGUGAGCCGAGAUCAUGCCACUGCACUCCAGCCUGGGCAACAAGAGCGAAACUCUGUCUCAAAAACAACAACAACAACAACAACAAAGAAAAAACAAAACGAAACAGCAGGAACCCGCCAAGAACAGCUUUGAAGGAAGGGAAGAUGGAAGAGUUGAGUCAAGCCCUGGCUAGUAGCUUUUCUGUGUCUCAAGAUCUGAACAGCACAGCUGCCCCACACCCCCGCCUAUCCCAGUACAAGUCCAAGUACAGUUCCUUGGAGCAGAGUGAGCGCCGCCGGCGGUUACUGGAACUGCAGAAAUCCAAGCGGCUGGAUUAUGUGAACCAUGCCAGAAGACUGGCUGAAGAUGACUGGACAGGGAUGGAGAGUGAGGAAGAAAAUAAGAAAGAUGAUGAAGAAAUGGACAUUGACACUGUCAAGAAGUUACCAAAACGCUAUGCUAAUCAAUUGAUGCUUUCUGAGUGGUUAAUUGACGUUCCUUCAGAUUUGGGGCAGGAAUGGAUUGUGGUCGUGUGCCCUGUUGGAAAAAGAGCCCUUAUCGUGGCCUCCAGGGGUUCUACCAGUGCCUACACCAAGAGUGGCUACUGUGUCAACAGGUUUUCUUCACUUCUGCCAGGAGGCAACAGGCGAAACUCAACAGCAAAAGACUACACCAUUCUAGAUUGCAUUUACAGUGAGGUAAACCAGACCUACUACGUUCUGGAUGUGAUGUGCUGGCGGGGACACCCUUUUUAUGAUUGCCAGACUGAUUUCCGAUUCUACUGGAUGCAUUCAAAGUUACCAGAAGAAGAAGGACUGGGAGAGAAAACCAAACUUAAUCCUUUUAAAUUUGUGGGGCUAAAGAACUUCCCUUGCACUCCCGAAAGCCUGUGUGAUGUGCUAUCUAUGGAUUUCCCUUUUGAGGUAGAUGGACUUCUCUUCUACCACAAACAGACCCACUACAGCCCCGGAAGCACUCCCUUAGUGGGCUGGCUGCGCCCCUACAUGGUGUCAGAUGUCCUUGGUGUAGCUGUGCCGGCUGGCCCGCUGACCACCAAGCCAGACUAUGCUGGGCACCAGCUCCAGCAGAUUAUGGAGCACAAGAAGAGCCAGAAGGAAGGCAUGAAGGAGAAACUCACACACAAGGCCUCUGAGAAUGGGCACUAUGAGUUGGAGCACCUGUCUACUCCCAAGUUGAAGGGUUCUUCCCAUAGCCCAGACCACCCUGGAUGCCUCAUGGAGAAUUAAAGAGAGAAGCCUCCUUAAGGAGCCACAGGAUGGUACCUGGCCCCAAAAGGAAUCCUGGAGAGGAGGACAGUGACAACAGGUGACUUCAUUCUUUAGAGUGAACUUUCCAAACCCAGUCCAGCUGGAAACAGCUUAUCUAUAAUCUGAAAUGCUGGCUCAAACAGUUAUGGGGAGGUUCCCAGAUUGCGUAGCAUUCAGAUUGAUUUGAGCAGCUCCUACUGUGAUAAGUGUAUCCCAGAUCCACAAUGUAAAUACAUGUGAUUAGUAAGAAAGAACUGGUUUGUGGUUCUUAAGCUUUAGAUAGCCAUGAAUCUCCCCUUCCCAUCUCAGUCCCCUGGGCUACUUCAACCAUGGCUGUUCAAGUCUUGGCCCAUUUCACUCUUUUUAGUACUCAAAGAUUCUGCUGAGUUUCCAGUUGCUGCUGCCGAAAGGUUUUACCAGGAACUGCAAUUCUGGGUAUUUGAAUAUGUUCCCUCUUCUGAGAAGACAAGUGUGAUUUUCUUUGGUUUAGACAUUGCCAGAGAUAAAAUGCAAAUGUAGUUCAUUCACUCCUUCAGCAAACAUUUGUGCCUACCAGGAGAUAAGCUUGUCCUAGGCCCCUGCCAAGUAGAGGGGUUAUGGAGGUGGACAGUACUUAGUCCCUGCCCUUGAGGAGCUCACACUCCUGUGAGAAAAGAAGCCCACCAGGACAGUUUGGGAGAAGAGGCUGGAGAGAGAUAGCAGGUUUUAGAUUUUGUGUCAUGGAUGAAGGGAGCUAAGAAAGAACUUUGAGCAGGCAAGGUCUCUUGAGAUUUGUGAACUAGAGCUCUUUGGCAGCUGUGAGAAUGGAAGAUUGUGUUGGAAACUGACUAAUUAGUUUCUGCUUUGUAUUCAGGAAAUGGAUCCCACUUCCUGUGGCUUCAGUCAGCUCCCACAUUGCUUCCCAUCUUUCUAGGACUCUGUCAUGGAUACAAGUACUUCACCAUUCCCUCCAGCAGCACUAGUGUCCUGUGGACAAAUUUUCACAGGGAUCCAGGUCAGCUCUUGUCUGACAUGCAGUGGUCCCUGCAUGUUGAUUAGUUCUGGGAACAGAUUCGGGCAGAGGUAGUAGUUAUUUGGAGCCUGAUUACACAACUUCAGUACAUCCAGUGGAACUAGUCUUAGUGUCGGCUCUUAGAGAGUUGCUCAAGCUGACCUUGUAAAAUUGGAAGACUCCCCGCUCCCACCCUCAUCCACUGAUGAUCCUGCUGGCUGCAGAUUCAAGCAUUUGCCUACAUCAAUAAGCUCUUUCCUGAAUUUAGGUCAAUUCUGUAAUAGGAACAUUGUGUUCCUCUUGCCAAGGAGCAUGUUUUAAGUGCCUAAACAUUUAGUCUCUGUUUGAUAAUUUUCUGAGUGCUCUAGUCUGUGCUAUCAGCAGCCAACCGUAUCAGUUCAGAAGCUAUGCAUGCUAGUGUCAAUAGUGACUUGGCCAUACUCUGUUCAGAAAUAAUCAGGUCUGGAAGGACUACUUCCCCAAAGGGUGCACACAGGCACUACAGGCACACACACUCUGGGGACAGCUGCAUGAAUCAAAGGAUAUAUCAGCCAAAAUUAUUAACAAUCACAACUUGAUUUUUUUUUUUUUAUUUUGGGAUAGAGUCUUGCUGUGUUGCCCAGGCUGGAGUGCAGUGGCACAGUCUCGGCUCACUGCAACCUCCGCCUCCCCAGUUCAGACGAUUCUCCUGCCUCACCCUCCUGAGUAGCUGGGAUUACAGGUGUGAGCCACUGCGCCCAGAGACUAUAACAGCUUUCAAUGAGGUCUGUGAAUCCUUGUGGCGAAUUAUAUAACCAGAGGGUAGUCUUAGGGUUCCCCAAACUUGCAACUGGUAUCCAAAGUAAUGGUAGUCUGUGGACUAUUCCCUGAGUUUGGGAAAUAUAUAUGUAAAUACAUAAGUGUGAUAAAAUAUUAUAAUCACUGUGAGAGCUGGCUGUAUGGAUGGGGAGGGCACAAAGAAUGGCUACUCUACCUGCAGAGGAAAAUGUUCAAACAGGUGUCUUUUGAAUGGAGUCCUUCAAAGACGAAUAGGUAUAUCCACCAGGUGAAUGAAGUCAGAGUGAGAGGGGAUGGUGUAGGGGAAAAGUAUGAAACAGAUGCAUUUAUACACAGAACUGUAAAACAGCAUCACUGAAAAGUAGGCAGCAAAGGAGGCAAGGUAAUUUAUGAGGCUGGAGAGAUAUACUAAGGUCAGGUCAUGAAUGAACUUGCAUGGCAGGAUGAGAAGCUUCACAUGUAUCUUGCAGUCAGUGGUACAUCCUUGAAGUAACAUGAUCAAACUUAUAUUUUUAGAAAGGAUCACUCUGCGAUGGCAGGGAUGGAUUCAAAGGGGAAAAGACUAGUGGCAGGGAAACUAGGUAGGAGGAUCUGGCAGUACCCUAUGAGAGAGAUGAUGAAGACCUGAAUUAAGGUUGUAGAGGAAAUGAAGAGAGAGGUGGGAAUUAAAGGACAUGAUGACUCACUAGCUGUGAAAUAUAAGAAAUGGAAUCAUCAUUGUGAUGAUUCCUAGAUUCCUAAUAUGGGUGACUGAGUGCCACUAACAAGGACAAGGAUCCCAGGAAAAGCACAGUUGAGGGGGAUUGAGGAGGAAAGGUAUUGAGUUCAGUUUGGGACAUGCUGAGUAUUAAGGUGACUGGAGAUGAAUGGCAAGUAGAUAGAUACAGGUCUGGAGGUAUCAGCACAUAGAUGGCAGCUGAAGUCAGGUAAGAAAAAGCUGGGGAAAUGUCCCUCAGAUUUGGAAAACAGGAGACCACUAGUCCUUUGAGAGGACUUGAAGUGGCAGGAACAGAAGCCAGGUUUCAGUAGGUUUAGACAUUAAUGAGAAAUGACCAAGUGGAGAAAUAGCAAAUGUGGAUAAAUCACUGCCAAACACAAGUGGAUUAGGGUGACACAAACUCUUCCAAUGCAGCCACUGGAACUCAGCAUGACUUUUCGCAGACUGUAAACCGGGCGCGGUGGCUCACGCCUGUAAUCCCAGCACUUUGGGAGACCAAGGUGGGAGGAGCACAAGGUCAGGAGAUCAAGAGCAUCUUGGUUAACAUGGUGAAACCCCGUCUCUACUAAAAAUACAAAAAAUUAGCUGAGUGUGGUGGCACAUGCCUGUAGUCUCAGCUACUCAGGAGGCUAAGGCAGGAGAAUCGCUUGAACCCAGGAGACAGAGGUUGCAGUGAGCCGAGAUCACGCCAUUGCACUCCAGCCUGGGUGACAGAGUGAGACUCAGUCUCAAAAAAAAAAAAUAAUAAUAAAAAAAAUAAAAAAAAAAGAUUGUAAAUACAUAGGUGUGGUAAAAUCACUGUGAGAGCUGGCAGUUUUUGUAACAACAAAAAAAGACAGAGUUAGAGAAAUACGACCAGGGGACACACUGCUAUUCAGUGAUCAAUAGAUAAUACUGGCUUCUUAGUUAAAAAUGUAAGGGGCACUCUGAGAUAGGUCCUUCAAGCUACCAUUCAAAAAUAUCAAGUUGUGCUUGUUGAUUAUUUUGGCUGAUAUAUCCUUUGAUUCAAUAAGACUGCUUAUUCUGGAUCUACUGGUUGAAAACCCUGGUCUUUUCUAGGUGCAUGGGUUCCAGCAGUACUUGAGAUAAAAUAGGUGAUCUCAAAUAGUGGUUCUUUGCUAACUCAUGCUAAGCUGGCCCUCCUGCCAAGGCAAGCAAGGUAGGCCAUGGCAAUAGUAUCAGUUAGGGACCGUGUGAUGGCUCACGUCUGUAAUCCCACACUCUAGGAAGCCAAGAUGGGUGGAUCACUUGAGCCCAGGAGUUCAAGACCAGCCCGGGCUACAUGGCGAAACCCCGUCUCUACAAAAAAUACAAAAAUAGCCAGGCGUGCUGGCUGUAGUCCCAGCUACUUGGGAGCUGAGGUGGGAGGAGAAUGUGAUUGGCCCAUCUUGAGUUAUGAACCUGACACUUGACUAAGGGAGGGCAAUUAUCCCAGACUAUAGCAUCACUCAAAUAUAUUGCAUGGGAAGAUGACUCUACAAUAAAAAGAAACUGGGUGCUGGGCGCAGUGGCUCACGCCUGUAGUCCCAGCACUUUGGGAGCCCAAGGCAGGUGGAUCACCUGAGGUCGGGAGUUCGAGACCAGCCUGACCAACAUGGAGAGACCAGCCUGACUGUCUCUACUAAAAAUACAAAAUUAGUGGGGCGUGGUGGUGCAUGCCUAUAAUCCCAGCUACUUGGGAGGCUAAGGUAGGAGAAUCAACCCAGGAGGCAGAGGUUGUGGUGAGCCAAGACUGCGCCAUUGCACUCCAUGCCUGGGAAAUAAAAGUGAAACUCCGUCUCAAAAAAAGAAAAGAAAAGAAAAGAAACAAACAAAAAAAAAGAAACUGGGUGCUGUUUAGAGGGCUGGCUAGAAAACUAAUAUGCAGUCAUAGCAACCUAUAACACAACCAUCUUUUUUUUUUUUUUCCUUUUUUGAGACAGGGGCUCACCCUGUUGCUCAGGCUGGAGUACAGUGGUGCAAUAAUAGCUUACUGCAGCCUUGACCUCCCAGUGAUCCUCCUGCUUCAGCCUCUCAAGUAGCUGGGAUUACAGGCAUGAGCCACCACGCCUGGCUAAUUUUUGUAUUUUUUUUUAGAGACAAGGUUUCGCCAUGUUGCCCAGGCUGGUCUCAAACUCCUGAGCUCAAGUGAUCUGCCCACCUUAGCCUCUCAAAGUGCUGGGAUUACAGGCAUGAGCCACCAUGCCCAGCCAACACAACCAUCUUUAAAACAGGUGGCAAGAGGUAGUUUGAUAAUCCCUAAAGAAAUAUGACCAGGUGGAGGCCAGGCGCGGUGGCUUAUGCCUGUAAUCCCAGCACUCUGGGAGGCCGAGGCGGGCGGAUCACGAGGUCAGGAGAUCGAGACCAUCCUGGCUAACACGGUGAAAACCCAUCUCUACUAAAAAUACAAAAAAUUAGCCGGGCGUGGUAGCGGGCACCUGUAGUCCCAGAUGUUCGGGAGGUUGAGGCAGGAGAAUGGCAUGAACCUGGGAGGCGGAGCUUGUGGUGAGCCGAGAUCAGGCCACUGCACUCCAGCCUGGGCGACAUAGCAAGACUCCGUCUCAAAAAGAAAAAAAAAAAUGUAAGGGGCACUCUGAAAUAGGUCCUUCAAGCUAGCAUUCAAAAAUAUCAAGAUGUGGGCCGGGCGCAGUGGCUCAUGCCUGUAAUCCCAGUGCUUUGGGAGGCCGAGGCGGGUGGAUCAUGAGGUCAGGAGUUCGAGACCAGCCUGGCCAACAUGGUGAAACCCUGUCUCUACUAAAAAUUUAAAAAAAUUAGCUGGACAUGGUGGCGGGUGCCUGUAGUCUCUGUAGCUGACCACUGCAUGUCAGCUACUUGGGAGGCUGAGGCAGGAGAAUGGUGUGAACCCGGGAGGCAGAGGUUGCAGUGAGCCGAGAUCGCGCCACUGCACUCCAGCCUGGGUGACAGAGCGAGACUCCGUCUCAAAAAAAAAAAAAAAAAGCUGUUAUGGUCACAAUCACAGUUUAAUCACAGUGAAAGGAAACAGAGUAAAGUCGGCCAAGGGAAGAGAUGCAUGGAGCAGAAAGCAGGAAAGUUCCAAAUGCAGAGCUCCCAGUGGAAUCAUGGACAGAGUUAAUUUUCCCAGUAUGUGUAACAAUACUCACAGAGUAUUGCCAAUCAGGCAGUCUCACCUGAGCUUUGAUGUCCAAAGUUUUUUUUGUCUUGUUGUUGUUUUGAGAUGGAGUCUUGCUCUGUGGCCCAGGCUGGAGUGCAGUGGCACAAUCUUGGCUCACUGCAACCUCCACCUCCUGGGUUCAAGUGAUUCUCCUGCCUCAGCCUCCCAAGUAGCUGGAAUUACAGGCAUCUGCCACCACGUCCAGCUAAUUUUUGUAUUUUAAGUGGAGACAGGGUUUCCCCCAUGUUGGCCAGGCUGGUCUUGAACUCCUGACCUCAGGUGAUCUGCCCACCUUGGCCUCCCAAAGUGCUGGGAUUACAGGCAUGAGCCACCGCGUCUGGCUGGAAUGAUGUCUAAAAUUUUUAUUGGGGCUCAGUCAUGUGGACCUGAUUGUCUGCCCAUGUGACUGACCUCAGUCUCCAGCCCCUCCAGAAGUCUACCUGAUAAAGUGUGAUCCAAAGUUUUCCCUCCUCCCUCAUCACAUUGCUAAACUAUCUGGUACGCCCCAAAGACUUCUGCCUAAAUCACAUUGUUAGACUGUCCAGUGUGGCCUAAGGUCUGCCUCCUGGUAAACAAAGAUACUUUUAUCAGGCAAGACAUUCCAAGGGCUUAGAGCUUACCUCCCAGGAGCGAAGGGCAAAGGCCAGAACUCUCUUUGCAAGGUUAAGUUCUUUACUACAUACUCCUUCUAUUAGCUAGCAAGUUCCAUGAGGUCAUGAACCUGGUCUUCCUCAUCUUUAGGUCCCCAGUGCCUGGCAUUAUGCUUGGCACUUGUUACGUCAAUAACUUUUAGUUGAGUGAAUGAAGAAAUACUAAGGUGGAAUGAGAAUGCACCCUGGAGGAGAGCCCCUCCUCUCUGCUGCUGCACAGAGGAGUGACCUUGCUGAGAAAGCUGAAUGGAGGUGUGUGGCAAGCUGCUAACAGGUGCUUGGAUAUGCUGCAGACUUUUAGGAACAAGAACUAUAUUUAGUUCUGUGUACGUGAUUAAAAGGAUAGCUUAAAAACUAACUUUGUACAUUGGAAAAGGGAAAGGCAAUCACCCUAGCUGUCCUUUCUAAUAAAGAAAUGAGACUGGGCAUGGUGGUUCACACCUAUAAUCCCAGUGCUUUGGGAGGCCAAGGCAGGAGGAUUUCUUGAGGCCAGGAGUUCCAGACCAGCCUGGCCAACAGAGCGAGACCUUGUCUCUACAAAAAAUUUAAAAAUUAGCUGGGCAUGGUGAUAUGUGCCUGUAGUCCUAGCUGCUUGGAAGGCUGAGGUAGGAGGAUCUCCUAUGGCCAGGAGUUAGAGCUGCAAUUAGCUAUAAUUAUACCAUUGCACUCUAUAUAGAUAGAUAUUUUUUAGAGAUGGGUUCUCAACUACAUUGCCCAGGCUGGUCUUGAACACCUGGGCUCAAGCAAUUCUCCCAUCUCGGCCUCCUGAGUGUCUGGGGCUACAGACGUGCACCACUGUGCCCACCUUUCUUUCUUUUGGCAGGGUGGGGUGAAUCUUUUAUAGCCAAAUCAUCUUUUUUUUUUUUUUGAGAUGGAGUCUUGCUCUGUAGCCCAGGCUGGAUUGCAAUGGUGCAAUCUUGGCUCACUACAACCUCCGCCUCCCGGGUUCAAGCAAUUCUCCUGCCUCAGUCUCCUGAGUAGCUGGGAUUACAGGCACGCGCCACCACGCCCAGCUAAUUUUUGUAUUUUUAGUAGAGAUGGGGUUUCACCACAUUGGUCAAGCUGGUCUCGAACUCCUGACCUCGUGAUCCACCCGCCUCAGCCUCCCAAAGUGCUGGGAUUACAGGCGUGAGCCACCGCGCCCAGCCUUAAAUCAUCUUUAUAGCACAACACAAGUCUCUUUUAUAGGCAGUAGAAAUUUUGGAGCAAUGUUUGAGAGGAGCUUUGGAUUUUAGAAAUAAAAGUGUUUGGUGGAGAAGGUUAUAAAAUUCCACCUCCAGCAUUGGAAGUAUGUCUAUUCUUAAACCCAAAUAAAUACAACAAAAGAGAGGGGAAAAUGGUAAGAUAUGUCUCAUAGAUAAGGUGGCCAUCUUCCUUGAUUCAGUCAUUCAACACAUUUAUCAAGGGAUUGCCUACUAUGUUCUAGGUUCUAGAUGCUGGGAGUUCAGGGGCCAACAGGACAGAUGUGGUUCCUGCCGUCCUGAAGCUUACAAUCUAGUAAGGCACACAAACACUAGGCCAAUGAAUGUAGAAACAAGUGCAUAAUUACAAAUUGUGAUCAGCUCUCUGAUCUGACGAAUAAAAGGGUGCUAUGAGUCUCAGAAAGUGCAGUUCAGUUUAGGGAGUAAUCAAGGAAGAUCUUGCUGGGGAAGUGACUUUUGAGCUGAGACCUUAAGGAUGAAUCAGAUAUGUCUGGUGAAGAAGGUGCUGGGAGGGGAGGAUAAGCUUUCUAGACAGAGACCUGAAACUUAUGCUAUUUUUUUUCUUUCUCUUUUUCUUUUUUGUGGGUACAUCACAUAGUAGAUGUAUAUAUUUAUGGGUCACAUGAGAUAUUUUCAUACAGGCAUGCAACGCAUAAUAAUCACAUCAAGGUAAAUGGGGUAUCCAUCCCAGGCAUUUAUCCUUUGUGUUACAAACAAUCCAAUUAUAUUCUUAAUUAUUUUGAAAUGUACGAUUAAAUUAUUUUGUACUAUAGUCACCCUGUUGUGCUAGCAAAUACACCUUACUCAUUUUUUUUUUUUAAUUUGAGACAGGGUCUCACUCUGUCACCCAGGCUGGAGUGCAGUGGCGUGAUCUCAGCUCACUGCAACCUCUGCCUCCCAGGCUCAAGUGAUCUUUUUUGUAUUUUUAGUAGAGACAGAGUCUUGCCAUGUUGCCUAGGCUGGUCUCAAAUUCCUGAGCUCAAGCCAUCCACUUGCCUUGGCCUCCCAAAGUGCAAGGAUUAUAGGCAUGAGCCAUUGCACCUGGCUCUUAUUCAUUCUUUCUAUUUUUCUGUACCCAUUAACCAUCCCCACUUCUCCCUCACCCCCCACUACCCUUCCCAUCCUCUGGUUACCAUCCUUCUACUCUUUAUCUCCAUGAGUUCAAUUAUUUUAAUUUUUAGCUCCUACAAAAUAAGUGAGAACAUGGGAAGUUUGUCUUUCUGUGCCUGGCUUAUUUCACUUAACAUAAUGACCUUCAGUUCCAUCCAUGUUGUUGCAAAUGACAGGAUCUCUCUUUUUUUUUUUUUUUUUUGAGACAGAGUCUCACUCUGUCACCCAGUCUGGAGUGCAGUGGCACAAUCUUGGCUCACUGCAACCUCUGCCUCCCAGGUUCAAGCGAUUCUCAUGCCUCAGCCUCCCGAGUAGCUGGGAUUACAGGUAUGCGCCACCACACCCGGCUAAUUUUUGUAUUUUUAGUAUUUUUUUAAACAGAGACAGGGUUUCAUCAUGUUGGCUAGGCUGGUCUUCAACCCCUGGCCUCAAGUGAUCUGCCCCUCGGCCUCCCAAAGUGCUGAAAUUAUAGGCGUGAGUCACUGUACCCGGCCUCAUUCUUUUUUAUGACUUAAUAGUUCUCCAUUGUGUAUCUGUGCCACAUUUUCUUUAUCCAUUUAUAUGUUGUUGAACACUUAGGCUGCUUCCAAAUUUUAGCUAUUGUGAAUAGUGCAGCAGUAAACAUGGGAGUGCAGAUGUCUCUUCAACAUACUGAUUUCAUUUCUUUGGGGUAUAUACCUAGGAGUGGGAUGGGUAGCUUUAUUUUUGGCUUUUUCUUUUCUUUCCUCCCCUCCCUCUCCCCUUCCCUCCCACUCCCCUCUCUUCCCCUCCCCUUCCUUCCCCUCCUCCCUCCCCUUUUCCUCCUCUCCCCCCUCCCCUCCCCUUUCCUUCCCUCCCCUCCCCUUUUCCUCCCCUCCCCUUUUCCUCCCUUCCCCUUCCUUCCCCCCCUCCCCUCCCCUCACCCCUCUUUUCCCCUACACCUUCCCUCGCUUCCCUUCCCCUCCCCUCUCCUCCCUUUUCAACAAGGUCUGACUCUCUUGCCCAGGCUGGAGUGCAGUGGUGUAAUCACAGUUCACUGCAGCCUUUAUUUCCCAGGCUCAAGUGAUCCUCACACCUCAGCCUCCCAAGUACCUGGGACUACAGGUGUGCAUCACUACUCCUAGCUGAUUUUCUUUAUAUUUUGUACAGAUGAGGUCUCACUGUGUUGCCCAGCCUGGACUCAAACUCCUGGAAUCUUGGACUCAAGUGAUCUUCCUGCCUUAGCCUCCAGGCAUGAGCCACCUCACCUGGCUAUAUUUUUAGGUUUUCUUUAGGAACCUCCAAAUUGUUCUCCAUAGUGGUUGUACUAAUUUAUAUUCCCACCAAAAGUAUAUGAGGGUUCCCUAUUCUCCACAUCCUUGCCAGCAUUUGUUAUUGCCUGUCUUUUGGAUAAAAACCAUUUUAACUGGGGUGAGAUGGUAUCUCAUUGUAAUUUUAUUUCAUUUUAUUUAUUUAUUUAUUUUGAGAUAGAGUCUCACUCUGUUGCCCAGGCUGGAGUGCAGUGGCGCAAUCUGCCUUCCGGGUUCAAGCGAUUCUCCUGUUUCAGCCUCCUGAGUAGCUGGGAUUACAGGUGUGCGCCAGUGUGCCCUGCUAAUAUUUGUAUUUUUAGUAGAGACGAGGUUUCACCAUGUUGGCCAGGCUGGUCUUGAACUCCUGACCUCAAGUGAUCCACCCGCCUCAGCCUCCCAAAGUGCUGAGAUUAAAGGCAUGAGCCACCAUGCCUGGCCUCAUUGUAGUUUCGAUUUGCAUUUCUCUGAUGAUCAGUGAAGUUAAGCAUCUGUUUAUAUGCCUGUUGAGAUUUAAAUGUCUUAUUUUAUAAAAUGUCUGUUCUGGGCUGGGUGUGGGUGCCUAGAAGAAAACCUAGGCAAUACCAUUCAGGACAUAGGCGUGGGCAAGGACUUCAUGACUAAAACACCAAAAGCAGUGGCAACAAAAGCCCAAAAUAGACAAAUGGGAUUUAAUUAAACUAAAGAACUUCUGCACAGCAAAAGAAACUACCAUCAGAGUGAACAGGCAACUUACAGAAUGGGAGAAAAUUUUUGCAAUCUACCCAUCUGACAAAGGGUUAAUAUUCGGAAUCUACAAAGAACUUAAACAAAUUUACAAGAAAAAAUCAAACAACCCCAUCAAAAAGUGGGCAAAGGAUAUGAACAGACACUUCUCAAAAGAAGACAUUUAUGCAGCCAACAGACACAUGAAAAAAUGCUCGUCAUCAUUGGUCAUCAGAGAAAUGCAAAUCAAAACCACAAUGAGAUACCAUCUCACACCAGUUAGAAUGGCAAUCAUUAAAAAGUCAGGAAACAACAGAUGCUGGAGAGGAUGUGGAGAAAUAGGAACUCUUUUACACUGUUGGUGGGAGUGUAAACUAGUUCAACCAUUGUGGAAGACAGUGUGGCAAUUCCUCAAGGAUCUAGAACUAGAAAUAUGAUUUGACCCAGCGAUCCCAUUACUGGGUAUAUACCCAAAGGAUUAUGAAUCAUGCUACUAUAAAGACACGUGCACAUGUAUGUUUAUUGCGGCACUAUUCACAAUAGCAAAGACUUGGAACCAACCCAAAUGUCCAUUAGUGAUAGACUGGAUUAAGAAAAUGAGGCACAUAUACACCAUGGAAUACUAUGCAGCCAUAAAAAAGGAUGAGUUCAUGUCCUUUGUAGGGACAUGGAUGAAGCUGGAAACCAUCAUUCUCAGCAAACUAUCGCAAGGAUAGAAAACCAAACACCAAAUGUUCUCACUCAUAGAUGGGAAUUGAACAAUGAGAACACUUGGACACAGGGUGGGGAACAUCAAACAGCGGGGCCGGUCAUGGGGAGGGAUAGCAUUAGGAGAUAUACCUAAUGUAAAUGACGAGUUAAUGGGUGCAGCACACCAACAUGACACAUGUAUACAUAUGUAACAACCGUGCACAUUGUGCACAUGUACCCUAGAACUUAAAGUAUAAUAAUAAUUAAAAAAAUUAGCCAGAUGUGGUGGUGCACACCUGUAAUCCCAGCUACUUGAGAGGCUGAGGCAGGAGAAUUGCUUGAAACGAGGGGGCAGAGGAUGCAGUGGGCUGAGAUCGUGCCAUUGCACUCCAGCUGAGGUGACAGAGUGACACUCUGCCUCAAAAAAAAUAAAACGCAAGGAGGGGCCAGGCGUGGUGGUUCACGCCUGUAAUCCCAGCUACUUGAGAGGCUGAGGCACAAGAAUCACCUGAGCCAGGGAAGUAGAAGUUGCAGUGAGCCAAGAUCGUGCCACUGCACUCCAGCCUGGGUAACAGAGCGAGACUCCAUCUCAAACAAAAGAAAAACAGCUGGGUGCGGUGGCUCACGCCUGUAGUCCCAGCACUUCGGGAGGCCGAGGUGGAUGGAUGACAAGGUCAGGAGUUCACGACCAGUCUGGCCAACAUGGUGAAAACCCAUCUCUACUAAAAAUACAAAAAUUAGCUGGGCGUAGUGGCAGGCGCCUGUAAUCCCAACUACUCGGGAGUCUGAGGCAGAGAAUUGCUUGAACCCAGGAGGCGGAAGUUGCAGUGAGCCGAGACCGCACCACUGUACUCCAGCCUGAGCAACACAGCAAGACUCCAUCUCAGAAAAAAAAAAAAAAAGUAAGGAGGCUGUAUCAAUGCAUCUAGUAUAUAUGCUUUUUGUAAAAUAAGGAUCAUAGUUUCACCUUUCUUAUACUAUUAUGGUGAGAGUAAAUCAAUGAAAGUCAUUUAGAACAAUGUGUGGGGUAAAUGUAAGGACACAAUAAAUGUCAACCUAUUAUUUCAGUG